Messenger RNA from Cuscuta europaea, 2039 nucleotides. NCBI's taxonomy places the organism in Eukaryota, Viridiplantae, Streptophyta, Magnoliopsida, Solanales, Convolvulaceae. The record is from the annotation of a GenBank genome assembly.
CAAAAUUCAAUGUAGAACAACGAAUUUCCCCGGUCUUUCCCGUGAACCAGCCUGACAGUUGAUGCUCUAAACAAGCCCUUCUUGGCGUCUAGCCCGGUAUUAUUUUUCUUCCCAUUGCAAUGGAAGCCGAAGAACCGAAUGCAAAGGUACAAUUUUCUAUGGAAGCCGGAGAAGCGGAACCAGAAGAUGCGAAAACGAAGCGGAGAAGGUGUCGUCGGAGACUCUGUGACGAUUCCGACUCGGAACCGAGUUUAUCCACAAAGAUCCAGAAAGUCAAUGGCGUGAUAUUGGCAAAGGCGAUGCCGUCAUAUUGCUUGAAGCGUGGCAUUGGGAGCUCACGCAGAGACUUCACUAGUAUACGUUCUAUACACCGGAAGAAAUUGCGGCGACUACUGCAGGUGUUGCUGCGGCGGCAUAACUGGACUGAGGCGAGUGGAGUGUUGAGCGUGCUUCAUAUAGCAACUUCUAAAGAAAAUGCUAUUUGUAAGACUCGAGCUAAGUUCUCGGCUUCUCUGGAGGUUCUCAAACAUUUAAAAGGUGACUCUCUCAGUUUAAGAAAGAUCCAAAAUGUCUAUGGGAUGUGGAUGUCAAAGCUUGGGCCUAUGAAGAAAUGGCCUAUUAAGAAUAAAGUCGCAGUUCAACUGGAACACACCGUUUUCUGUUUGACAAGGAAGGAGAUGGAUGGUGCAUAUCAAGCCGCUUUAAGUCUAAUGCAGGAGCGGGGUUUUGAGAGUGAUCCAAUUUCAAAUUUAGUUGUAGGGUUGACAUUUUAUGAGCUAUGGUAUUCUAGUCUUCCAGCAGAGAUGCAUUUGGGAAAGCAGAAAGAAUUUGGAAGCAACAUGCAACCAGAAAUAUCACAAGACAAUAUGUUUAUGUCAAUCAUGGAUUCAAAGUGGCAAGGUGCAUCUGAAGGUAAAAAAGCCAGUUCAUUGAUAACAUGUGAUUCCAGCACAUCUAUUCGGAACGAUAAAGAAUACAUUGAAGCUGGUGUUUAUAAAUGUGGAGAAGUUCACAAGGAUGUUGAAAAUAACCCCCGGGAAAUAAAGCGUGAAGAUGAUAACCAGCCACAAGAUAUCUCUUUGCAUUCUGAUGAGAGGAGUGAACUUGAGAUGUCAAAUGACACUUCCCCUCCAUCCUUUUCUAGUUACUACACUCGUGGUCUGCCGCCAUUGUUAUUGCCUAUACAAUUUCCCCAGUUGGAAAAUUUAGAGGAGUUAUAUGAUUUUCAUACGAGAUUGCGCAACGAUUACUAUAAUAGUGCAGUAAUGUAUCUGAGUCGCGCAUUCUCCCUAAUGCCACCAGCACUUGAAGCGUUUCAUCCUCUGGUACAGCUGCUGCUUCUUGGGGAUAAGGUUAAUGAGGCUCUUGCUAUUGUUGAAAAAAUUUCUCCCGACUCUAGUACAACUCUCCAUUUGAGACUGAAGGCUCACCUAUUAGAACAUUUUGAUAGAUACAACUAUAUCAAACAUGCUACAUGCUAUGAGGACAUAUUACAAAAAGACCCGACCUGUGACUAUUCAUUGGGAAAGCUCAUUAGCUUGCAUCAGAGAGGGGACUACUGCACUGAAAAACUGGUGGAAAUAAUAGCAUCAAACUUAGAUGCUACUUACGCAAAGUGCAACACGUGGAGGGAGUUUGCGUGUCUCUUGAUGAAGCUUUCUCAAGCUGAAGGAGAUACUAUGUCUGUGUGUGCUGAUGGCGGUGAUGGGCUGAAACAAAAAUCGUCGGGUUAUCUUUGUAUUUGUGUCCCAAGAAUAUUUCUUGCCCCAGAAUCUCAAAAGUCUUGGAUGCUUCGUUGCAAAUGGUGGCUUACACGCCACUUCAGCAAGAGCAUACUUGUGUCUGAUAUUUCUUCAGGCGACACAGAGCUCCUCACCUACAAGGCAGCAGCAGCAUGUCAUCUUUAUGGACGAGAAUUCGGAUACGUAGUACAGGCUAAAGUAUUCUUGGAAAAACAAAAUAAUACGGACGUAUUGUUAACCUUGAAUAGACAUGUCCACAACUCAGCUGGUUUCUAUUAUAAAAAUUUGUAAUUGUUU